Molecule: messenger RNA, 726 nt
Organism: Dictyostelium purpureum
Lineage: Eukaryota; Evosea; Eumycetozoa; Dictyosteliales; Dictyosteliaceae
Exons: 3
Coding region: 1-726 (241 amino acids)
Source: RefSeq, a predicted model, not a curated record
AUGGAGCUCCUUAGAAGACAAUUACACCAACAACAACAACAAAAACAACAACCCACUCCAACUCCACAACCAACUCCAACUCCACAACCAAAACCAAAACACUCUGCAUCAACCUCUGAAGAAGAAGACCAACAACCACCACAACCAACUCCAACUCCAACUCCAACUCCAACUCCAACUCCAACUCCAACUCCAACUCCAACUCCACAAUCAACACCACAACCAACAACAAAAACAAUAUCAAGAUCAAGAGAAAGAUCAAAACAUACCCCACGUCCAUUAACUACUUUACCAACACCAAUACCAAAGUCAAAACCAAGACCAACACCUCAUUCAACACCAAAACACAAAUUAAAACCAAAACCAAGACCAAAACCAACUCAAAGACCAAUCCCAACCCAAAGCCCAAUUCCAUCCCCAAUUCCAUCCACAAUCCCAAUUCCAUCCCCAAUCCCAUCCCCAAUUUCAUCCCCAAUUUCAUCCCCAAGUUCAUCCCCGACUCCAUCCCCAAUUCCAUCCCCAACUCCAUCCCCAAUUCCAUCCCCAAUUCCAUCCCCAGUUCCAUCCCCUACUCCAUCCCCAACUCCAUCCCCAACUCCAUCUCCAACUCCAUCUCCAACUCCAACAAGAUCAAAACAAACCCCACCCUCAUUACUUACUUUUCCACCACCAAAACCAACACCAUUAUCAAAAACAAGAUCAAAAACAAGAUCAAAACCAAGAUAA